Messenger RNA from Dictyostelium purpureum, 2055 nucleotides. RefSeq lists its product as uncharacterized. Gene Ontology annotation, molecular function: protein binding. The record is from RefSeq and is a predicted model, not a curated record. NCBI's taxonomy places the organism in Eukaryota, Evosea, Eumycetozoa, Dictyosteliales, Dictyosteliaceae. Bases 1 to 2055 code for a protein of 684 amino acids. The transcript has 2 exons.
AUGUCACAUUAUAAAAAUAGUAAUAGUAUUGGUGGUAGUGUUAAUAAUAGCAAUGUUAUUAAUAAUGAAAAAGUUGAUGUUAUAAGAGGUUUAUUGAUGAAUAAAUCAGAGGAGGUUUUAAGGGGAAAUAAAGAGAUUCAAGCAAUUCAUUUUAAGAGGCUUUUGGAUUUGUCUCUAGAAUUAUUGGUUUCAUCACCUUCAAACCAAGAGUAUAGAGAUUUAAGAGCAUUGUCUUUAUUUAGCUUUGUAAACACAUGUUUACCUCCAAAUGAUAUAGCAAUCAAACAAUUAGAAUUGGCAAAUCAAUUAGCACCAAAUAUAGAUUUUAUUAAAAAUAGAUUAGAAACAUUAAAAAAUGACAAUUCAAAAAGUAACUCUGUUUCAUCCAAUGGGAAUUUAGAUAAAAUUAAAAUUUCGAAUAAAUUCUUUCAGUUAUCAAAAGAAUAUCAAAAGAGUGGUGAUUUACAAUUGGGAUUUCAAUAUUUAAAGACGGCAUAUGAAAAUAAUCAAGAUAAUAGCGAAUUAAAUUUAAAUUUAUCAAAUCUAUAUGAAAAACAGGGAAAGUUUCAAAUGUCAAUAGAUUUAUUAAACAGGAUUUUAAAAAAAGAGCCAUUUCAUUGGGAGGCCCAUUAUAAUUUGGCUGCUUUGGAGCAUAAAAAUUCACUCACUGAAAAAGCAAUAAAGAGAUUAAAACUAAUUAUUAACUCCAACUCUGCAUCAGAAAAUCAAAAGCACAAGUCCCAUUUGCUAUUGUUGUUCUAUAUGAAUUUUGUUGAAAGAUAUAACUGUGAUCAGGAUAAAGGAAAAUCGAUUUACGAGGAGCACCUCAAAUAUUAUAAUGAUAAAUUACUAAAAAGACAUCACAACACAAUUAAAGCACUUCAGUUUUCAAAAGAAGAGAUAGCCAAAUACUCAAAACAGUCUCCUAUUAAAAUAGCCUAUCUAUCAAAUCAUUUCCACCAGCAUCCAAUUGCCUAUUUUAUAAUGGGUUUAUUGGAGAGCCAUAACAGGCAGCUAUUUGAUAUUCAUAUUAUUCAAAUUGACAAUGGGGGCCAAGACGAUAAUUUCACAAAGAGGAUAAGGGGCUUCAUCAAGAAUGAAAAGAACUGGAUUAAAAUACCAGAGUCUUUAAUAUCAGAGUAUCCACAUCUAUUGUCACAGUCUAUAAGGGAAAAAGAAAUUAGUAUCGCAGUUUCAUUGGAUAUGCACACUGAAAAGCAUGCAGAGCUACUUGUAAAUAGAAUCGCACCCAUUCAAAUCAAUUAUUUAGGCUAUCCAAAUUCUAGCGGUAUAGAUCCUUCCAUCUUACAAUAUAGGAUCACAGACGAACAUGCUGACCCAAUUACAACGGAGCAGCCAUUCACCGAGACUUUAAUUAGGCUACCAAAAACAUUUUUAAAUUUUGAUCCAUCUCAUCUUCCACCAGUCCAUCAAAAUAUCAAAUGCCCAUUCGAAACAAACGGGUUUAUCACAUUUGGUUGUUAUAAUACACUAUCAAAAAUCCAACCCUGUACACUAACUCUAUGGAAAAGAAUUCAAGAUAAACUUCCAACUUGUAAAAUAUUAAUUAAAUCACCAUUAUUUAUUUUAGAAUCAUCAUGCAAUGACUAUUUGGGCACAUUAAAAGAUGAAUAUCAUUUCGAUAUCAGUAGGGUAAUACUUAAACCCUAUUCAUUCGAUACCAAUUCUCAUUAUUUAUCAUAUUCAGAUAUGGAUAUUUCAUUAGACACAUUUCCAUAUAAUGGAACAACUACAUCUUUCGAUUCUUUAUACAUGGGUGUUCCAUUUAUAACACUAUCAGGACCAACUCACGUUCACAGUGUAGGCAAAUCAAUACUAAAUAACAUUCCGUCACUAUCAGACCUUAUUGCCGCCACAAAUGACCAAUAUGCCGAUAUUGCUGUUUCACUAGCUAGUUCACCUGAUAGAUUAAAAUAUCUACGUAACAAUUUAAGAUCUUUGCUUUCAAAUUCUCCUCUUUCAAACUCGAAGCAAUUUACUUUAAAUUUCGAAAAGGUCUAUAAAGAAAUUCAUUCAAAAUUAAAUAAUAAAUAA